UAUCGCAGCGAUGUGGCUGCUCUCUUCCACCUACUGCUUUCCCGACAAGAGUGGUGUUGAGACCGGCCCCAAAGGGCGUGCCUCCAAGACGCCAGCCUCCAACAAGACUGCCUCCAAGACGCCUGCUUCCAACACCGUAAAGGGUCGCGAGAGCGUAGUCCAGCUGGACGUCGAAAGCAACACACACCCGUUAGGUUCUGCGUUCGCUGGCGGAAUUAAGUACAGAGACGAGUCGGACCUGGAGGAGGAAGGCGUGCAGCAGCGGCGCCUGGAGCGGCUGCUGGUCUACACGGAGACCCACACGGACGAAGAGCUGCGCACGCACGACGUCAUGCUGGCCAAGGUCGGGCCCACCGGCUUCCAGUUCAACGAAUACGUGCAGCCCAUCCGUUUCACCAACCAGCGGCGUUUCGAGUACAUUCGUGUGAUGACGUGCAUCGUUAUCGGUUACGGUGAUGAGAAGGUCGAGACAAUAACGAUGGCCAACGUGUUGGAGAAAUGCCCAAACGCCAUAGCUGACAACAUCGUCUGCGUCGAUGAGGUCAGGUGGCCGUGCAUGGGCGACGCGGGCGCGCCCCUCGUGUGCCAGAACAUGCUGGUCGGCACCCUGAGGCAGGAGGGCCUGCUGCCCGACGACAGGUGCGACGAGUACAGCGACCACAGCCUGCAGAACUUCACCUUCGUCGGCUACUACCGCGACUGGAUCGUGGAGCACGCGCCCGUCAGGUUCGGCGUGUGGCGCAGCCGCUCCCCGGGCCUCCUCGCCUGGGCCACGUCGGGACACCUCGCCGCCUCUUACGCCGCGGUGCUUCUGCUGGACCUCUGGAUGUACAUGUGCUCGAAAUAAAUCCACUCUCUAUGGGACUCCA
Molecule: messenger RNA, 869 nt
Organism: Schistocerca gregaria
Lineage: Eukaryota; Metazoa; Arthropoda; Insecta; Orthoptera; Acrididae
Exons: 5
Coding region: 11-847 (278 amino acids)
Biological process (GO): proteolysis
Molecular function (GO): serine-type endopeptidase activity
Source: RefSeq, a predicted model, not a curated record